AAUUGUCCUGAUAACCAAUAUUAUGGCUAUCCUAAAUUUGAUUAUAUUGAGAUUAACUGCCCUCUUGCUCAACUUAAACUUGAUAAUUUAACUUACAAAUAUGGUUGUGACAAAGACCAAAUAAAAGAAAGAAAAAUGACCUACUAUAGUAAAAAGAGAACCCAUUAUUGUUGUUAUUGUUAUAUCUCUCAACAACCUAAUAAAUUAUAUAAAUUAGAAGAAAAACUUGCUUGUACUGCUUGUUAUAAAACUUAUUAUAAAGCUCUUAACCCAAAAGAUCUCAGAAACCAAAAAUAUUAUGAUACAGGAAUUGAAAAAGAAGUUUUGCAAUAG
Messenger RNA from Racocetra persica, 333 nucleotides. The record is from the annotation of a GenBank genome assembly. NCBI's taxonomy places the organism in Eukaryota, Fungi, Glomeromycota, Glomeromycetes, Diversisporales, Gigasporaceae.